Messenger RNA from Zootoca vivipara (common lizard), 1931 nucleotides. Its product is annotated as BTB/POZ domain-containing protein KCTD16-like. Gene Ontology annotation, biological process: protein homooligomerization; regulation of G protein-coupled receptor signaling pathway. NCBI's taxonomy places the organism in Eukaryota, Metazoa, Chordata, Lepidosauria, Squamata, Lacertidae. Gene Ontology annotation, cellular component: signaling receptor complex. The record is from RefSeq and is a predicted model, not a curated record. Gene Ontology annotation, molecular function: protein binding.
GGAGCCGCUCCCGUGGGGGGGUUAAGGAGGGAUGAGCAGCGGCGAUUCCUAGGCUGCCGCGUGGGAGCGCUCGCUUUUGGAGAGGAGGACCGGCUGGAAAGGUCAUUUCUCUGAUGAUACUGCAACCUCGGCUGGUUCUUUUUCAGGCGGAUAGGAGAUGGCCUUGGCGGACCCCGGGAGUGGCAGCCCCAAGCCCGGCUCAGCCUUCCCAGAGAUCGUGGAGCUGAACGUCGGUGGUCAAGUCUACCUGACUCGCCAUAGCACCCUGCUGAGCGUCCCCGACUCGUUGCUCUGGGAGAUGUUCGCCCCCAACGGCAGCCAGCCCUUGGCCCGGGACAGCAAGAACCGCGUCUUCGUCGACCGAGACGGUUUCCUCUUCCGCUACAUCCUUGACUACAUGAGAGACCGCUGCCUCGUGCUGCCAGAAAACUUCCCGGAGAGAGGCCGGCUGCGGCGCGAAGCUGAGUUCUUCCAACUCCCGGAGCUGGCCCGGACGUUGGCGCCCGAAGCCGGCCAGCAGGACUCGGACGAGGAGGGCCAAAGUGACUCCGAGGAUCUUUCCCCCGGGCCCGACGCCCCGGGAAUCUCACCCGGCGGACAAAGCACACGGAUAUCCGGUUUCAUCACGAUCGCCUGCCGGGGCUCGUAUGCCCUGGGCCGAGACGGCCAGGCAGAUGCCAAAUUCCGCCGGGUGGCGAGGAUCACGGUCUGCGGCAAGACGGCAUUGGCCCGGGAGGUCUUUGGCGAGGCGCUGAAUGAGAGCCGGGACCCCGACCGAGCGCCGGGGCGCUACACGUCCCGCUACUACCUCAAGUUCACCUUCCUGGAGAAAGCCUUUGACCAGCUAGCCGGCGCUGGGUUUCAGAUGGUGGCCAGCAACUCAACAGGGACCUGUGCCGUCGAGCCGGCGGACUGCAAGAUCUGGACCUCGUAUGCCGAAUACGUCUUCUACCGUGAGUGACGCUCGGGCUGAGCCAAACCCAAACACACCCCGUAGAGUGUAGACAAACCAACAAACCCUCUGGCCUCUCCUCGCUCGCUUCCUGAACCGAACCCUCUCUGGAUCCUUCAGAGUAGCACCAACCCUCCUCCCUGGCUUUCUCCGAAUUGCGGACUUGGAUGUGUGUGUGGGGUGUGUGUGUGUGUGUAACGAUGUAUCCGUUUCGCCAAGGGGAAUUCCCUCAGAUUGCCAAACCGAGACGCCGUCGGGAAUAGAGGAUCCAAAUGGCGGUGUCGAUCUGAAAGAUGGUUGCAACAGGACUCGCCCCCCCCCAAAUGAAGGGAUGCCCCCUCUUUUAUCAGUUCUCCCUUUCUCUUCUGAGGAAGCACCAUGCACCCAGCACAGAUACAUCAUGCAGAUGUCAUGUAAGGGGGGGAAAUGACGGAGUGAGAGACUCCUCAGUGGCCCAGCUCCCCAGGGCGCUAAUCCCCCCUCGGGUCCAUGCGGUCAGUCAAAGGAGGAAUUCCCGGCCCGGUAAUUUGUGUGGGAAUGUUAGGGAUGUGGAUUAGGAUAUAUUAUUAGACCCUAUCCAAGCUUGUGUUAGCGAGCUUCCAAUAUCAGCAGAGCGACAUUCCCCUUUUGUGCGCAGCAAAGCGUGAGCAUUAGGUUUGUUAGAACCUCUGCAACAAUAUUAUACUUCCUGGCAAAUUCCCUUUGUCCCUCUUAAAAGAAACACACGACACAAUAGCAUUAAAAUAAGAUAGAGUUUACUCACAUGACAUCCUGAGUUAACAGCAUAAUCUCUCUCUCUCUUUUUAAUAAUAAUAUUUAUUUAUUUUUCCUUCACCAAACCUAUACAUUUUUUUACAUAUACAUUGUUUUUUUUCCACUUUCCAUACAAUAUCUCCAACCCUCCUUUCUCAACAAAAAGGAGAAAGGGAAAAGAAAAGAAAAUUAUAUAACUACAUCAAACACACACACACACACACAC